Peromyscus eremicus (cactus mouse) is the source of this 972-nucleotide messenger RNA. RefSeq names its product olfactory receptor 7E24-like. Gene Ontology annotation, biological process: G protein-coupled receptor signaling pathway. The coding region runs from base 1 to 972 and encodes 323 amino acids. NCBI's taxonomy places the organism in Eukaryota, Metazoa, Chordata, Mammalia, Rodentia, Cricetidae. The record is from RefSeq and is a predicted model, not a curated record. Gene Ontology annotation, cellular component: membrane. Gene Ontology annotation, molecular function: G protein-coupled receptor activity; olfactory receptor activity. The transcript has 2 exons.
AUGGCUCAGCAGAGAAACAACAUAACUCAGUGUCCAAGGAAUAUAGAGACACAAAAUUUAACAUUCGUCUCAGAAUUCUAUCUCAUGGGACUCACAGAUAACCCAGAACUGGAACCUGUUCUCUUUGGACUGUUUUUAUCCACGUAUCUGGUUGCAGUGCUUGGGAACCUGAUCAUUGUCCUGGCUGUCAGCAAUGACCCUCACCUACACAUACCCAUGUACUUCUUUCUGUGCAUCCUGUCCUUGGCUGAUAUAGGAUAUAUUUCUACCACAGUCCCAAAGUUGAUCGUGAACAUUCAGACUCAUAGAAGAAGCAUAUCCUAUGUGGCAUGCCUGACACAGAUGUCUGUGUUUGCCAUUUUUGGUUGUGUAGAUGACAUGCUUCUGGUUGUGAUGGCUUAUGACAGGUUUGUAGCCAUCUGCCAUCCUCUCCAUUAUCCAGUCCUGAUGACCCCUCAGCUCUGUGUCUUAUUGGUUUUGAGUUCAUUUUUGGUUAGUUUUCUGGACUCCCAGCUGCACAAUUUGGUUAUCAUACAACACCCAAAUUUCAAGGAUGUGGAAAUUGCAAAUUUCUUUUGUGAUCCUUCUAAACUCCUUAAUCUGACCUGUUAUGAUCAUUUCAUCAAUGACAUUGUUGAGUAUUUUACAGGUGCCGUAUUUGGAUUUUUUCCAAUCCUGGGGAUCCUUUACUCUUACUAUAAAAUUGUGUCAUCCAUUCUUAGAAUUUCAUCUUCAGGGGCAAAGUUUAAGGCUUUUUCGACCUGUGUGUCUCAUCUGUCAGUAGUCUGCCUAUUUUAUGGAACAGGUCUUGGAGUGUAUCUUAGUUCAGCUCUGUCAUCUUCCCACAGAAAGGAUUUGAUGGCUGAAGUGAUGUACACUGUGGUUACACCCAUGCUUAAUCCAUUCAUCUAUAGCCUUAGGAACAGGGAUAUUAAAAGUGCCUUGAGGAGGCUGCACUUGAGAAUUAAUUAA